CACACCCAUGUGAACUGCCUUUCCAACCAAAUUCCUCACAUAAAACAUUGUACGAGAUUUUGCCCAUACCCCUAAUUUGUGUAGAACACUGCUUUCUCUCUCUCUCUCUCUCUCUCUCUCUCUCUCUCUCGGGUCUCUAAUGUUUUUCUGUUGGUUGGGUUUGCUUUAAUAUUUGUUUCUCUUCUCACUUUUUGGGCAAGUUUUCCUCUGCACUGGUUUCCCAGAAAUCUUACUAGAUUCCUAGCUUUUAACUUGUGUUUUAGGCAACAUAUCAAUGGCUCUUGGUCUUGCUUUCUCAUUAUAUGCCUGAGCUUGUGGUUUGAGAAAGUAAGAUUUACCUUAGUGGAGGAUUUUGUUUCCUUAAUUGGGUUGGUUGCUGUAGGACUUCUCCCUUGUUGUUUUUUUUUUUGGGGGCUUUGUAUUUGCUUGCAGAAUCAAUGCUUGACUGAUGGGUUUUUAUUCUCGGUGAAAUUCACUGAUAAAAAGGGUCUCUUUUUUUUGGGGAUAUUUUAUACAAUUGAAGCCUAGAUUAGUUGUUCUGGGUAUGUGAAAUUUCUGCCACGGAUGGCAUCUGUCAGUGGUUUAGGAAUAGGUUUGAGUUUAGUCUUUGGUUGCCUUCUUUUGGCACUUGUUGCAGAGCUCUACUAUUUGCUAUGGUGGAAGAAGAGAGUCACCAACGGAGAAGUUGAAGAUGAGGAUUAUAGCAGCAACUAUGCAAAGGAAUUCUUUGACCUAAUCUGCUGGAAGAAACCCUCCUCUUUGCAAGUUAACAACACCAUUCAAGACAGAGUGAGAGACCCAGAAGCACAUGGCCAAGAACCAGACUUAGAAUUAGGCACAAGCAAGGAUUUGCUUCUAAAAGCUUUUGGUGAAGAAAGUGUAGAAUCAGAGCUCAUGAGGCUACACAAUCUCGCAGGCCCACCAAGAUUUCUCUUCACAAUCAACGAGGAAACAAAGGAGGAUUUGGAGUCUGAAGAUGGGAAAUCUAGGGGCGAUAGGAGGUCAAGAACAAGAAGUUUGAGUGAUCUUAUAGUGGCUGUUGACACUCCAUUCCUUACCCCUUUAGCUUCUCCACGUUUAAAGUCUCCUCCUUUGGAUUCUUAUAAUCAACAUGGAUUCAAUCCUCUCUUUGAAUCAUCAACGGAUGCAGAGAUUAACAGGCUGAGAUCAUCACCACCGCCAAAAUUCAAGUUCUUGAGAGAAGCAGAGGAGAAAUUGUUCAGAAAAUUAAUGGAAGAAGCUGAGAAAAGGGCAGCUAAAAACUGUGCCUCUGUUCAAGAUUCUGGGAUUAAACCUCCUAAUUCAACAAUGAUAACAGAGGAGACAAAGGGUUCUUUCCUGGGCUUCAUUGUUAGUAAAAACAACAAGGAAAGAGAUAUUCUUAAUCAUCUUCCUCAAUAUCCUUCAAGCUCUUCUCAGGUACUCCCAUUGGCUUCUUCACCAACAGCAUUCAGACCAUUAGACAAGAAGCCCACUUCCCAUUAAUUUAAUUUGUUCUAAAUUAACAUGAAAUGAGUCUUAUUUAUGAUUUUUUUACUAUUAUUUUAUGUUUCAAAAUUAAUAUUUGUGCAUUGGAGUUCUGAA
Molecule: messenger RNA, 1584 nt
Organism: Hevea brasiliensis (rubber tree)
Lineage: Eukaryota; Viridiplantae; Streptophyta; Magnoliopsida; Malpighiales; Euphorbiaceae
Exons: 1
Coding region: 565-1485 (306 amino acids)
Source: RefSeq, a predicted model, not a curated record